Messenger RNA from Pocillopora damicornis (cauliflower coral), 2699 nucleotides. Its product is annotated as folliculin. NCBI's taxonomy places the organism in Eukaryota, Metazoa, Cnidaria, Anthozoa, Scleractinia, Pocilloporidae. The record is from RefSeq and is a predicted model, not a curated record. Gene Ontology annotation, molecular function: GTPase activator activity. Gene Ontology annotation, cellular component: cytosol. Gene Ontology annotation, biological process: negative regulation of transcription by RNA polymerase II; positive regulation of TORC1 signaling; positive regulation of transforming growth factor beta receptor signaling pathway.
UUUAUCAUGUGACAGUCAUGGCAGAGUGAUUCAGCGCAAAAAUACAGUCUUUCCACGGAAAACUUUUAGUUCUUAAACAUUACAUCCAACGUCGGAUUAUUAUUACCUAAGGAACGCUCUUACGACAGAAAGGAAGCUGCAGCUUUCAUAACUUUUUUUUGCAAAUAUCAACGUCAUCUCACACAAACAGUGAAUUGAACUUUAAGCGAAAGAUGUCGUGAAGAUAUUUGUCCAGUCCUUCCACAGUUUGUUUUCGGUUGGUUUUUGGUCAUUUAUUCACACAAUGAACGCUAUCAUCGCCCUGUGUCACUUUUGCGAAUUUCAUGGACCAAGCGUCUUGUUCUGUACUCAGGCAUUUCAUUGUGAAGCUCAUGACCCCUUAAAGGGAACCAAUACCUCUGUUCUAGAAUGUGGAGCUUGCAACAAACGGAAUUUUACACGGUUUGGGUCAGAUACUCCAGGAUCAAGUACACAAGGAUCACGCGAUGUCUGGGCGUCAUCCAGAUCAAGCCAAUGUGAGGCUUGCAAGUCUCUGGAUCACACCCAUGCAGGAUACAUCAGUAUAGAUCAUGAAGCACAUAUCAGUUACUACAGCAACAGGUCACCAGAGCAGCCAGAGUUAUACAGUGUAGUAAGACAGGCUUGUGUUAGAAGUUUGAGCUGCGAGGUGUGUCCAGGUCGUGAGGGUCCAAUGUUUUUUGGAGAGGAGACAUCAGGUUAUGUUUUCACUCACACCUUCUUUCUGAAGGAUUCUCAGUCAAGAGGAUUCCAAAGAUGGUAUAGCAUAAUUGCAGUUAUGAAGGAUCGCAUUUAUUUGGUGAAUUCAUGGCCAUUCCUUGUGAGCAAUUUCAGGGAACUGAUAGAUGAACUGCAGGCUAAGGCAAAUGCAGUUUAUGAAACAGAACAUGCAGAAAGUGUUCAGAAAGGACAACACAUUCAGCCUAGUGCAAAUGGAUUCCUUCAUGCUCCUGAUAUUUUCAGAAGACAGCGAGGUGGAAAUAAAACUUACAGAGGGAUUGCAGACAUAUUAGGAGAUAAGGACUUGUUUGCUACUCUUCAUCAACGGUUUUCAUGGAUGUUAAAAGCCUGUGGGAACAGAAUAACUGAAAAGCUUCUAGAAGGACCACCAAGAGAGGAACUACUGACAGAUCUUGAAGCUCAUUUUGAGGAUGAUGAUCUUCAAGAAACGUCUGAUACAGAAAAGGAAACUGAGAGCCAAGAAGGUGAAACGACUGGGCCAAUUUUUACCUCUCUUCAACACAUUUUAAAGGUGUUGGGAGGUCACAAGUUCCAUUUGUUAGCUUUUCAUGUGAUUCAAGGCAAUCAAGUCAUUGUGCGCGGUGAGAAACGAAAGACUGUUGAAUCAGUCUUAAAUUGCUUGAAGGUAUUGAUACCGAGUGGUUGUUGUUCAUGUAUUCCUUACAGUAAGAAAUACAAGGAUUCAUGGCGGUGUAAUUUCCUGGGUCUUGCUCCAGGGGUAGAGAUUCCUUCGCAUGUGUUGUCAUCAGAUCUCUUUGUUUUGCUUGAUAUCAUAUCACCUCGAGAGCAGGUCCAGGUCCCUGAAGCUUCUGGCUCAGAGCAGCAAAGAGAUGAAGAACAAGACUUUCUUGGGUAUGGCUUUGUUGUUUUUGGUAAAGAGAAUGCGACAGAUCCCACCGUUCUCCAGAAAGUAGAAGGCGCCCUGGCGAAUGAUUCUCUCUCGGAUGCAGUUUUUGAUCAGCUGUUGACUUGUCUGAAGGAAGAAUGGAUGGACAAAGUAAAAGUGAUUUUCAAGUUUUCAAGGUCAGGUCCAAGCACCAAGGAGGAUAAAGAGAAACUUCUGAAAAUUCUUGGUGCAAAACCCGAAGACGAGAUUGUUUUGAAGUUUUGGAUGACAGGACUCAACAAACAGUACCGUUCCCAUCUGCUGACCUGUAGCAGUACUGGCUCAUCCUCUUAAUCCUCGUUUACCAAUCCAACUUGUUACGACUUUUCUUAGUUUUGUGUCGUGAUUCCUGCGGCACUGCAAGGCUCGUACCGAGCUUGCAGGUGUCAUACUUCCUUGCUGAUUAGCUAAGGAAGUCUUGCUAUUGUCCUAUUUUUACAUCACGAUCAGAGGUACAAAGAGGAACCCUUGAGGAAUAUUGUGGCGUAUUAAUCAUACCUGAUGUACCAGCAAUGCCGGGCUUACGAAUGCAGAUUUUGCAAAAUCACUGCGGCACUCGCUCAAAGGCACAGUAUGAUACCAGAUAUCAGCCCUUUAAAGGCGCCUUUUGCAGCCGCUGACCAUCCGUAAAUGAGUUCAAUAAGGAGCCCAUUACUUAUGGGCUCCUGGCUCAACCCAAAAUUCCCAACUCAUUGGGUACAUGCACCUAACCCUAUUCUGCAGUGCUUGGGCUUGUUUAUUCCUUCGUUGAUUUGACAAUUGCUUUGCUACUUGUGGUUGAAGACGCGUUACAGGGUGAGAAAUGAAGGAAAGUUGUGAAAAUGUAAGCGUUUCUCUACAGAGAAAUGCCUUUAAUUCAUUUGCUUAAAAUUUAAAUGAGGAGUUCAGCAUCGUUUCCUCAUAUUGUUCCUUUAAGAAGUUGCUAAGGGGAAAGAGCUGGGGCAAAAACGGAGUGAUCUUUUUUUGUAUAUGUUGUAAGAUCUUUGAAGAAGCACAGCAGUGAAAUUUGAAAAAUAUAUACGCCUUCUCCCCCAUGGAAGGAAAUUCCUUUUAA